AUGGACUGUGGGGCCCAGUCAGCCACCAGGCUGCUCUUCUGCCUGGCUUGUGGAAACAGGCUGAUUGUGGAGGAAGGACAGCGCUGCCGCCGACCCUCCAACACCUGCCCUGAGAUGCACAAUGUCACCUGCGAGGUAACAAGUCGAAAGUAUCCAGAGCUGGAAGACGUGGAUGAUGUGCCCAGUGGAGCAGCUACCUGGGAAAAUGUUGACUCUACAGAGUCAGGUCCUAAAUGUGAACAUCUUUGUGCCCAGUUCAUGUGGUUUCAGACCUGCUCUGCGGAAGAGCCGAUGACCACCUUCUACAAAUGCUGCAAAGCUCCGUAUGGACAUCACUGGAGGGACCAGGGCCAUGCUGGCUCAUCUGUGUCAGUGUCUGUUUACCUUGUUCCCCAGGGGUGGGUUUCCAAACCAAGAGUGUGA
Zalophus californianus (California sea lion) is the source of this 423-nucleotide messenger RNA. RefSeq names its product DNA-directed RNA polymerase III subunit RPC10-like. Lineage: Eukaryota; Metazoa; Chordata; Mammalia; Carnivora; Otariidae. Gene Ontology annotation, molecular function: zinc ion binding; nucleic acid binding. Gene Ontology annotation, biological process: DNA-templated transcription. The record is from RefSeq and is a predicted model, not a curated record.